AUGAUGGGACGAUUACUUCAGACCAUGGUGCUCCUUUGGGUGGUGCAGGCAGCACACGCUGGAGGAUAUGGUGUAAAAGCAGGCCCAACCAAUGGACAGCAAAUGAAAGGUUAUGGUGCUCAGACUGGGGGAAACGGUGGGGAAGGAACAAGAGGCAAUGGAGGAAAUCCAGCAGUUUUACCUAAUGGAAACGGAGGUAAAUCUAAUGGUAGAUGCAGAUACGGUGUUAAAGCUGGCCCCACAAAUGGACAACAACUGAAAGGUUAUGGUGCUCAAAGUGGUGGGAAUGGAGGACAAGCAACAGGAUACGGUGUUAAAGCUGGCCCCACAAAUGGACAACUGAAAGGUUAUGGUGCCCAAGCUCAUGGAAAUGAAGGACAAGGAACUAAAGGCUAUGGUUCUGGUCCUCAAGCUGGUGGAAAUGGUGGUGGACUGGGAACUAAAGGCUACAAUGGGGGUUAUGGCAGUGCUGGUUCUACUCUUGGACCACAUUAUGGAAAUGGGGGAAUGAAGGGACCAAUUCAAGGGUAUGAACCUCCCAGACAAGGAGCAGUGAGACCCCAACCAGGUUAUGGAAAUGGAGCUGUUCCUCAUGGAUAUGGAUCCAAACCCAGAGGUUAUGGAGCUGGAACUGGAAUUUUCAAAGGAUAUGGUACCCAAGCAAAUGGCCACAGUGUUGGUAAUGGAGCCACACUGGGUGGAAAUGGAGUGCCUGGUCCCAGCAGUGGCUCAAAGGGAGUAGGGGCCCCGAGUCAAGGUUAUGGCACAGUGCAGAAUGGAAAGGGUCAAGCUACUCAAGGUGCAGAUGUUUUCAGUGGAAAGAGCUAUAAAGGUGGGGCUCUUUCUCCUCAGCAGCAUGUUGAUACACCAGUGGAGAAUGUUUCGCCUCAACAUGAGACUGCUCAGGGUGAGGUCCCUGAUGCCCCUGAGCCUACAAGUGGCAUUCUUGUUAUGGUGACACAAGAGAAAUAUCAAAAGCUACCACCACCUGUGGCCCAAGGAAAAAACUACAAAAAGUCACCACUUAUCCAUGAGGCCACACCAGAACCAGUGCCAGUACUUCCUGAAGGUGGAGAGCCAGACCAUUUACCUGAACCUGCACCCAUGGGACCAAAGGACAAAGGUCAGAAAGGAGCCACAACUGUACCAGUGGUUCCUCAGAGCAGCCCUGUAUCAGAACCAGAAGCAGAAUCGAAUGAAGAUGUCUCCAUCUCCAAAGGACAGGGACCUAAACAGGCCAAACCUGACUGUGGACCAGAUGGGCAAUGGAUGAAGAUACCCAGACCUGGAUAUGCUGGCAGCGCAGAUGGGUACUCAAAUGGAGGUGGCGGUAAAACAAAUAAACCAGGGUAUGGAGCAGGAGGAAACGUCUUUCCUGGACAAAGCAAUGGAUACGGAGCAGGGCUUGGGUAUCAUUAUGGAGGUAAACCAGUGCAACCUGGCUAUGGACAAGGAGCUUACCCCCCCGUUCGAUAUGGAAAUGGCAAUUCAUACGGAGGUUAUGGGCAGGGCUAUAGAGCAGGUCCACAGCCGGACUUUGCAAGUUUUGGCCAAGGUGUUCCACCAGCUGAUGCUAAAUCAGGUGGUGCCAAGCAGCUUCCGUUCAAUGGGGCACCAGUGGUUCCUGCUGGACUUGAUGGAAUGAGUCAGUUUGAGCCUCAGUCUGCUGAUCUUGGUCCAAAUGGAAAUGUAGGCAGUAUGUAUGGUGGAGUAGGUGGCUUGCCUUUUGGUGGUCAGGCACUUGGAAUGGGUGCAGAGAAAUCAAACACCAAAUACGGUGAGUCACAUUUAGAGGGAUUGGAGGGCUGCAAUUUGGUGGGCAGCCUGUCGGUGCAGGCAAAAACGGUGGUGGAAAUUAUGGUCGGCUUUGGAGUUAACUCGUAUAUGCCUGCUGGGGAUGGUAAAUCCCAUGGAAAGUAUGGUCAUGGUGGUUUCCCCAAUGGUGGACAGCUUCCUGGCGGAAACGGAAAUGCACCUGGUUAUGGAAGACUUCCCUAUGAAGUUCAACAAGCGGGGCUGAGCCCAGAGGCUAAAUCUACAGGCCAAUAUGCUCUGCCUGGAUCCCCAUUUCAGCCUGAACCAGCUGGCUUUGGACCCAACAAGAAAUCAACAGCACAUUAUGGUGGCAGAGAGGUUCCCUACACACCACAGACUCUUGGUUUCGGAGGUGGAGCAAAAUCUGGGAAACAUGACAAACAGGUACCAUACCAGUCGCAGCCUCUUGAAUCUGCAACUGAAGGUGUGACAGGUUUGACGGAACCAGACUCAACUGAACAACACUACGUGAGGGCAGAGGUGCCAACUCCAGGGGUUGAGAGUGAGGAGCCCAUUGAUGCAUAUGAUAAUGUUGGCUAUAUAAACGGACAGGUGCAGCCAGAAGGUCCUGCAGCACCCACUGUCAGCACCACUUUGGAAAACCAGUUUGUGCCAGUAGAAUCCCUCAUACCCGACAAGUUACCUGCAGAGGGUGUUCACGGCCCAGAAAGCACAACUAGCCUCCAUGAAGCUGAACCUGCAGCAGAAUCACAGGGUGAGGCCCAGGUGCCCGAGCAGCCUGACGACCUGCAGCAGCUGCCACGCCAGAUCCACAUUCAGCAGCAUCUCAAGCUGCACUUCCACCCACAAGGCAAGUCCUGGAGAUGGGGUAAAAACGGUAAAUAUGACUUGAAUGGUUUCUUUGGAAAUAGUGGCUAUCAAGGUUAACUCUGGUGGUAGAACAAAAAUGAUCCCUUUAUUACUGCUGUUCCAUGUUCGUCUCCUUGUUGUACAUUCUCAUUUCCCUCAUACAAAAAGUGCUGGUAGUUUCAUGUCUGUAAGUAUGAAGUGUUUCACCAUUUUUAGUUUAGGUUUUCUGAUGUAUUGUGCAUGUUAAUGACUUCUCUUUUUGUCCUGCACUUACUGGAAACUGUAUGAAUAUUGUUUGAAAGAUACAGUUUGCCUGCUGCAUAUAGUCAAUAUUUUUACUGAAGCUAUCGUUUUUGUUGGGAUAUCUUUUCUUUUUUUAAACAAAAUACUGUGACAAUAAUUCCAUCUAAUUUAUUUUCCAUGGGAUGUUUUUUUUUUACCACUUG
This is a messenger RNA of Menidia menidia (Atlantic silverside), 3071 nucleotides long. Lineage: Eukaryota; Metazoa; Chordata; Actinopteri; Atheriniformes; Atherinopsidae. The record is from the annotation of a GenBank genome assembly.